AUGUUGCUCACAACAGCCCUAACCUAUGAAAUCUGGUGAAAUCAUUGUGAAUUCUGAAUUGUAUUUACCUAUCUUAAAAAAAGCUUAAAUAAUCCAGUUCCUUUCAGUGAAAAUUUCCUUCAGUGACUAGUCUAACAGGAUCCUUCAGACUUCUAUUCAGUGCAUCUUUGAUGUUCAGCACAUAGUCACCCAUUAACUCAAUGCACCUUCAUGACUCCCAUCGGUGAAGCAUCAUGGAUUUGAACACAAGCGUAAUUUUGGUGGGAAGUAAUGGUCAGUCUUUUAUUCUUCAGAACGAUGCCAACAUUCUCAACUCGGCUGCAUGCACCGAGCCUAGCAUUAUCACUAACCUCCAGUCAAUUCAAGCAGAUAGUUUUGCAUACAAUCUCAACUGCACCAACGUAGAAACUGCAGACAAAGACUCUCUUGGUGCAAAUCCACAAAUCGUUGCAAUUCUCAACGAAAGUCAGGCCCAGACUUUUGAGAUCACCUCAGAGCAAGCAACGCAACUUGGGCUGCAAUUUGACAGUAAUGAUCUCUCUAAAAAGAAACUGAUCCUGAGCAGUGACGAUAUUAGCACCAUCUCUGUGCCACCCCAUCAAGAAUUAUCGACUCAAUCUGGCUUAUUCAAUACAAACUAUAAUUUAAGUAUUGUAAACUCUCCUGCUGUCAGCACCAGUAGUAGCACACCGUUUCUUGAAUCCCAGUUUGUAGACACAUCAAAAAAAUUCUCCCUGGAGCCAGUCCUAACAGUCAGCAACACAGCUCUUCAAGCAGACUGUACGGAGUCAUUUUUGCUGGAAUAUGGAGCCAAGCUUAACAACAAAGAAGUUACCCCAUCACUGCCAGAAUCAGUCUCUACAAAUACUCCAGCAGAACAGCAGCCAAUUCAGAACAAUUUAGUCAGACCUGAACAGUCAGUCUACGAUUCCAUUUUUCUUAAAGAGCCAAACUAUGAAGAAAUGUGUGGAGCGACGAGUUUACCUGACUUAGUAAAAAGCGUGAAAAAGAAGAAAGUUGAAACUAAGAGGCCACGAGAUGGAAUAGCAGAUGUUCGGAAAAGUCUAGCAAGCCUGAUACGAGUUCCUUCUCCUGUCCAUGACAAGGCUGUUGAUAAGACUUUGGGCAAUACAUCCUUCACUUGUGAAAAUGAUAAAGGCUCAAAGCUUGAAAGCACUCCGUCUUCAGAAGUGCCUGUUUGUUCACCCAAUGUUUCAAAAAUGUCUGCUGUUCAUAAUUCUUCAAGUGUGACGAAAAGUUCCUCUAUAAACUCUCAAAGUGCACUCAAAGAGCCAAAAAAAUUCAAGCCUGGAUCAGCCAGUGCAAAGAAGCAGUCAAGCCAAGAGAGUGAUGAAAGGCUGGAUGUCACUGUCAACGCUCAAUCCUUGACCAAAGAACAGCUUAACGCGAUUGCUCAAGUCUUCUCAAACAAGCAAAUCAUGUUGGAUACCAAAGCACCAUCAAAAAAUGUAUUGUAUGAUCCUGAAACCAACACUAGGAUUAUUUGCAGAGUGGUUUACCCAGAAGACCUGUGCAAGAAAAAGACUGCUGACCCAGUUCCCUUCGAAGGAGAGAAAAAAGACUUAGAACCCAAUAAAAUUCUUGUCAAAAAAAGAGGACGACGUUCGAAACUGAAAGAUGAUGAAAAGUCCUCUACAGCUAACAAAAAUGAAACUAAAACUGUGCCAUCCAGCGCUGACAAGAAAGUGGACGAAUCUGACCAGAAUUUAGAAAAGAUGCUAGUGGCAUUAUCACGCACAACUCGCAGUGGUCGAGUGUCCAGACCUCCUCGACAUAUGGCCACAAAUAAGAUUGCAGAUGAAACAAUCCCUACGCCCUAUCAAUCCGUUUCUUCUCAACCAAAACCAGAACCGAAAACUUUUGCUUUUCUGCCAGAUGUAGUCAAGAAACGCAACGUUUCAGCCGAGUUCAAAUGUCCAACUUGCGAGAAAGUUUAUCUUGGUCAAGCCAAAAUGGCGAUGCAUUUUGAGAAAAAUCCAACGCACAGGAACUUGGAAAAGUGGAAUGAAAUCUUGCAAUCUCUAAAAAAGACUGACUCAAAAAAUACAUCUGAAGAUGCCGGAUCCAAAGCAAAAUGCAGCACAGGAAAGAAGAAAGGUAAAAAGAGGAGAACCUAUGAAGAAUGCAAAAUUCUCUUGAAAAAGGCACUAGAAGACUGUUCAAAAACGGAUGUUGCAUCGUUGGCUGGUCCAAUCGUAGCAAGCGUCCUUUCUGUAUGGGAAUUUCUCGUUUUGCGCUCAGCCAAAGUAAAAUCGGAGAAUGAAAAUCAUGUUCUUGCUCUGUUGAGGGAGCUGAAGGCAUUGCUCAAUCAAAUUAAAUCAAGUGCUGAUGCCCUUAUCUCGCCCAUUAGCUGUGCACAGCUGGAUUCUCACACGGAGACGACCAAUCAAAUUGAAAUUGGGGAUGAUACAACUAGUCAUGUUUUGGGCGUACCGUGCGGAAAAUAUUGUGUCAAUAGCAAUUAUGAAAACAACUGGCUCAAAUCUUUUUCGGAAGGGAGUAAGAAGCUGACAGAAAAUAACACUGAUUCAAAACGGCCUCGACAUGAAGAAGAUAUUAAUCUGUGGCCCUCUUCAGAGAACCCCACUCAGUUACCACCCACUGUGCCCACUGAAACUUUCGACAAAGGUGAAAAUGACCUCAAUGCAUCAAAUCUCCUUCUCCCAGAGAAUAAUCACUCCUCAACGAGCUAUAUUGAUGAGAUAAUGUCUCAAAGACUUGAAAAUUUGCGCACCCAACAGCAAAAUGAACUCAACGAUUGCUUCACAAGUGUUGAUGACCUCAUCAACGAUUUCUCCGUUGCUAUUGGGAAAAAGUCAGAAAUCAUUCAAAACUAUCCCAUCGACAAGUGUGAUACUAGUCUGGAUCUCAACUUCAGCUUUCCCCGUAGCGAACUCAUCAGUGACUUUCAGCUCAUGAACGAUGAGAACAGGUUCGCAGGCUCAGCUUCCGAGCCAGGUCCAUGUUCGAGCUCUCUUGUUAAUUAUCCUAUAGAUGAUUCUGUAUAUGACAACAUGAGUUCAAUGCAGGAUGUGAUUUCAGAUGAUACUGAUCUCAUGAAGUCACUAGUAAACUUUGAGUUACGGCAAAAUGAGACGCUUAAUUUUGAUUCAAUGAACCAAUUUCCGCUGCAUGAGAAUGUGACUGGUGCUUCGGAAUUUCGUGUUGAUGGUACAGGAUUUGAUCGAGUUGGACAAAUCAGUAGUUUAGUGUUGCCACAGGGGACAAAAAUUCUGAAAGAGGACCCAAGAGAUGAGCUUGAUUUUGUGCAUUCUUUGGAUUGUUUAAAUCCGUCAAUUUAACAUCGCGUAACUUAGUACUGAAGGAGUGGAUAAGCUUUUUAUUUGCUAUCGUGGAAGUGUUGCUUUUUUAAUGCUGUGAAGCACUUAUUUCCCUUUGCAAUUAUCGGGUGCUUUUGGUGAAUGGUGCAACCUCAAAACAGCCUCUUUCAAUUAAGUACAAACUUAUUUCUUAUCUUUAGAUAAUUCCAUGCCGUUUGGAGUUUUUUAAGAAUUUCUGGGUCCAUGGAUUGUUUUCAGUCUGUUUGAGUCGAUAUAUUACAGAAGACAACAAAAAAUCAUCACAGAGAGAGAAGAGACUCUUAUUGUUAGCCAUCAGUCAUUUUGCCAAACCUUUCAUGCUGAAUUUUAGCGCUGGAGUUUCAAAGUAGUUUAGCCCUUAAUUUCAAAUUAUGGUUAAAUGGAAACCCACCUUGGGAAAGCUGUGCUAACCAAUCAGGUGUAUGAAUAUAAAUCUAAAUUUUCUAAAAAUUUAGAUUUCAGCUUCUUCUGCCGUUUCUGUUACAAAGUAAAUUUAAAAAAUAUUUAAUUAGACAUAGUUAUAGCAUAUCUUAAUCAGUUGUAAACUGAUUAUCAUCUCUGACACCCUAGGUGUUUAACGUUACACUGGUACUUUCUAUAAAGAUCACAAAUGUUUGUAAGUUUUUUUACCCCUGCAUUUUUAAAAUAAGCUGACUGAAUUUACAAUGAUAGUAUCAAGCCAACUCCAAGCAAGCAAGGGAUUCCGCCAGUCUUAAUUUUAUCCUGAUUUUGCCCGUUCUAAUUUUCAUCCUCUCCUUCCUUCCUUAUUUUAAUUACUGUGAUAUUUUUGUGCAAGUUCUCCUUAUAAAUUUCUAAUAUGUUUUCUACUGCCUUAUUGAUGAAAGAAGCAAGUUCAAAUAUAAAUGAGUUUAAUCACUGUAAAUGCAGAGUGUAUAUAUACAUACAGGCAAGGAGGGCUAGACUUAGGAUUUUUUGGCUCAUAGAAGCAGUCUAGGGUACAUACUCCCCUAAAAUGCACCUUCUUAGGAGAAAAUUCCUAAUAGAGGAAGCCUAUCUCGUUAAAAUUUGACAUUGUAACCACUUUUAAACGCAAUUUGAGGCGUUUUUUGGUAUACAUCAUGAGAGGUAAAAGAGUUGAGGGCUCCUUAUAUACCUAACUAUCCAGCUAUGAGAAAAGGGGAAAACACUUUGUCCAAAAAAAAAAUUAAGAUACCUAUUCAUUUUGAGGGGAAGGGUAAAAAACUUUUUAGUGCAGGCCCGUAGACCCUUGCCUAAUGUGUCAACACGGUAAAUCUAGCUCUGCUAGUGAAAGGUUUAGAAUUUUAACAGCACUAGAGAAUAGCAUUCUUCUCACAACAAAAUACCCCUCUCAUUUAUGUAUUGAGUCAAAUUAGUAGAAAACAUAUGAGCAUAAUUUUUCAUUUUGUGUACCUGUACAUGCAAAUAACUGAAAGCAACGUUCCAAGACCGUCUUUAGCUUUAAUUUUUAAAAGAGGGUAUCUUUAUGUUUAAUUUCAGUGGAUAUUGAAAAAUUUGAUCCAUGUCUAUUGAGUUUCCAGGUCUUAAAAUGAGAGGCAGAAUUUAAGUCCAUGAUUAAAAAAUACUCUAAGAAGUAGAAAUUCUGACUAGGACUGAAUUCUGACUGUCUCACAUGUCAAAUACCCGUAGAUAUCCUGUUGCAAACCAUGAUUACUACUUAUCUUCUAUCGAUAAAAUAUUUCAAUUUGCUUUCUAUUAGUUACCACAAGAAUUACGAUAGACCUAUGGUCCGCCGUAAAGGGGACCUCAGCCCACGAAAACUCUUAAGUCAGAGCAUAAAAGAGUUCUCAUAGAAAAUUUUGGAUAAAAAAAUGUCAACUCCAACUGAAGAUUGGUGGUUGGAAAUUACAAGGGUGGAUAAUUAGCUUUUGGAAUCUACAUACGUCCAUAUGAACUUGAAUUACAAUUUUUAUAAGUAAUUCAAUUUUAAGUAACCCCCUCUCAUUCAAUUUAUCUAAGAUAUUCAUCAAAAAGCAUGAAAAAACGUGAAAGAUUUUGCUUUUUUUGGAAUAAAAGGCAAGUGAAUGGUUUUAUCUCAAUGUUCUUAUUUUUAUAAAACAACAUCAAUCUAAUUUAUGUAGUCAACUAUUCUAAGUUCUCACUUGAUAAUAAUUUAGUAACUAACGGCGUUUUUUUUUUUCUUGUACUUAUCUUCUUUUUUUUCACAAUUUUACAUAAUUUCUACAAAGAACAACUAUCCUUCUUCAAAACAUAUCUUGUUAUCCUUUUUAUCCCACUUCAAGUGAGUUUUAUUAUACCCAUUAAUGUAAUAACAAAAAAAGUUCAGUUUUUUCCGCCUUUUUUUUCCUCAAGAAGUAUAGUUAUUUCAGGUAUUUUCAAACUGUUAAAUUUUCCAGUCUCUCGGAAGCUUUUAAGAGCGAAGAAGGAGAAAUAAGAAGACGGGUGGAACUCGUUUUACAGUUUCAUCUUUGUUGACUAGCACCGCUGCCAUCGGCACAAGUCUGUCGUUGAUUUUUUCUCCCAUUGUUUCUCAUUCUUGCUGUGUUCGAAUUGCGUAGAUACUUACGCAGGCAAACCAUUUACUCUAAAAAUAAAAAUGGAACAUUUGUAACAACAAAAAUCAAUCUCUCAUUACUUAUGACACAUUUUCUGCCACUCAUGCUUCUCUCUUGUUUCCCUUGUAUCUUUAUUCACCCAGUAUCAUCAUAUAUACAAUAAUUUACAAAAGACAGAGCAUAAUCUCUUGUUUCUGAUCAUUUUAAGUAUCUUGUUUUCAGGUGUACGCUCACUUAUGGUAUUUGCCAUAAAAUUGUUCCUUCUUGUCUCAUCAGAGCAUACCUUAGGUGUAAGUUCUCCAUAAAUGACUGUUCACACAUCAUGGAGAAUUAAAUUUACAUUGUUCUCAUUAUUUUCUCGUUCUAGAUUUAUAUAUGUACUUUGUUUUCUUCGCCUACGAUUUCUAAAUUUUUUACUUUAUUUAUACCUAUUUAGGAAAUGUCUUUAUUUUUAAAUAAAUUUUUGUGCUGCA
Molecule: messenger RNA, 6330 nt
Organism: Bemisia tabaci
Lineage: Eukaryota; Metazoa; Arthropoda; Insecta; Hemiptera; Aleyrodidae
Source: RefSeq, a predicted model, not a curated record